AAUUCUUUCUUUUUUUCUCUAUUUUACUUCUUGCAGUUUUCUCUGUUCGAGUGGCUGACGGUGAAAAUCUGAGGAAGGGAUUCCCAAAAAAAUAAACCUAAUAAAACAACCACAUCUCAGUUUCUCUUGUCACCUCCUACAUCUUCCAUCAUGGCUAUAGUCUUCCAUACCAGCCCUCUCCUAUGGACAAGGUUGGCAGCCAUGAUCUUCGCCUGUGUGGCUUUCUCCGUGGCCAUUCAUGGCGGCAGACUCUACCACGGCACUGGAGACUGGUGCAUCUUCUGCUGGGCCUUCAGCUUUGCCGGGACUCUGCUCGUCAUCCUGGUGGAGUUGUUCGGCCUGCAAGCCAGAGCUCCGGUUUCCUGGAAGAACUUCCCAAUCACCUUUGCCUGUUAUGCCGCCCUGCUCUGCCUGUCUGCCUCCAUCAUCUUCCCUCUCUACUUCCUCAAAGGCUCCUCAGGUCAGGGUGAGGUUGGCAGCUACCGCAUCGUGUCAACCGUCUUUUCCUGCCUGGCCACAAUCGCCUACAUGAGCGAGGUGAGCAUCAGCAAGGCGCGUCCAGGUGAGGUUGCUGGCUACAUGGCCACAGCCCCUGGCCUGUUGAAAGUCUGCGAGACCUUCGUGGCCUGCAUCAUCUUUGUCUUCGUCAGCGACCCCGUUUUGUACGACCGCCACGACGCACUCAAGUACUGCAUGUCCGUCUACUGCAUCUGCUUUAUCUUGUCAGCAGCUAUCAUUCUGCUCUGCGUGGGAGAGUGCACCGGCUGCCUCCCCUUCCCAUUUGCCCGCUUCCUGUCUGCAUACGCCCUGCUGGCUGUGGUCCUCUAUCUGUCAGCGACCAUCAUCUGGCCGAUCUUCAACUUUGACCCCAAGCAUGGCGGAACAAAACACAGGGCCAGCUCCUGCUCCACCACCGCGGGGCUGUGUGUGUGGGAUAAGCUCAUGGCGGUGGCUGUGCUCACCGCUGUCAACUUCAUCCUCUACCUGGCCGACCUAAUCUAUUCCGCCCGCCUGGUGUUUGUCAGCGCUUGAGGGAAGAGAAAGGAUGUCGGGCCUGCAGUAUGCUCCAAAUGAAAUUGAAUUUGGUAUGUUCUCAAAGGCUGUGGAACUGCUGUCAAAUAUAUGGUGCUGCAAACAAAUGCCAGCGUACUCGCCACGACUCCGGUCAGUUUGCAUCCACACCCACUGGAGGAGCUUUGAGUCAUGAUGGGAAUGAAGAGUUUGAGUUGUGUUUUCCAAUCUGGUGCAACACCAUUUGUUGUUUGAAAUGUUAUUAAGUUCUUGUAGCAUAAAAUACAAGACUCCCAUAUUACCUGUGUUAUGUUUGACCAAGAGAUGGUGUGUUGGGGGCAACAAAUGAAGCUUUAAAAAAAAAAAAAGAGAUAUUGAUAAAUUCAACUGGUCAGUCUGAGUGAAAUCAAAUCAAAAAUCUUGUGCUUUUUUUUUUUGGUCCAAAAACUCAAAGUCUUGUCUCUGCAAACCUGCCAAAUUUGAUUUCGUGUGAAGUAUACUGCCUGGCUGAGGGCCUUAGAGAGAAAGGUCGGAGAGUAGAGGGAGAGGUUGAGGUCAGUGGCUAUGUUUACAUGUACAACAAUACGCCGAUAAAUUACUGAGGAUUUCUGUUCACGUGUUGGAGCAUGUAUAAAUGUCGAACCUUGCUUCCAGUGGCUUGGAUAGGCUCAUAUCUUGAAUAUGAGAGAAUGUGAUUGCUGGAACAUGUUGACAUUAAUAUCCAAGAAAUACAUGUUUAUCCUUUUUCAUGGCAGAUCACUGCCAAGUAGGUGCCCAUUGAGAUAUUCAAAAUAUGCAAAUUUUUUUAUAUAUAUUUACAGGAAUGUUUGUUAUCUGGAUGAGUAAGCUAUUAAAAUAAUGUCUAACUCUAAUAGGGAUACAAGCUAACACCCAAAAUACUAUGUGCAUGUAAACAUAGUCGGUGAUGAGGAAUUAAGGAAAACCAAAGUAAAUGGUGGCUUUAUUUUUUUGCAUUAUGUAUAUUUCAAUGUUCUGCCUUAAGUCUGUUUUCAAUUUGAUUUCAGGAAAAAAAGAGACUGUCGAGCAGUAUUACUUUUCUCGGUUAAAGAAAUAAAUAAAGAAUCGAUUCAUUUUAGUUGUACAGUUCCAAGAUUACGUUAGCUGUUGUAGGGGGAAAAAGCAAUCAAUUGGAGGAAAGAUGGUUCAAAGAAAGGUACAGUAAAUUUCUGUUGAAGUAAUUAUAUUACUUAACAAGAUGGGACUGACUUUUUUAGUUUUCCCAACAGUACGCAGUGCAGCUGAUCAGGUUGUGUCAUUCAUCAGUUAACCUGACUGUUUUAAGACUCCAUUGUUAUAAGUUAUAAGACUUGAAGUAGUACAAAAAUAGUUUAUGUGAUGUUAAGAUGAAUGCUAGGCUAAGCUUUUUUGCUCCUGUUAUGAUAUAUGUGUAUCUGCAAGUUACAAUCAAUGGCAAGAAUAUAUAUGUGGAAAGAACAUAUGCAAGAUUGUGGAUUUUUAAAAAUGAAUAUGGUUUAAAUGCACUUAGUAUUAGUAUUUUCUAAGUGGGUUUUUUUCCUGAUGUCUCCAAACAUUAAAGUAUCUUUUAGCAACAAAACUCACAGCACUUAACUAAUUUAGAUUGUCAUCGAUUGGGUCUUAUGAUUUUAUACUGCUGUAACAAAAAAUAAAAAAAAAGGAAAAACUCAGAGAAAGAGAUAAAAAACGAUGCUUCCCUCUCUCUCUGUUGAUGUUACUGUUAUAUUCUUUAACUUUUUUAUAUUCCACACUUCAUGUUUAAAGUGUGCAUACCACAUCAGUGUUGUAAGAAAAUGUAAUCCAGUGUUUCAAUAAAACCACAUUGUAAACAGAC
Molecule: messenger RNA, 2842 nt
Organism: Scomber japonicus (chub mackerel)
Lineage: Eukaryota; Metazoa; Chordata; Actinopteri; Scombriformes; Scombridae
Gene: myadmb
Product: myeloid associated differentiation marker b
Exons: 1
Coding region: 151-1032 (293 amino acids)
Cellular component (GO): membrane
Source: RefSeq, a predicted model, not a curated record